This is a messenger RNA of Blastocystis hominis, 357 nucleotides long. RefSeq lists its product as hypothetical. The coding region runs from base 1 to 357 and encodes 118 amino acids. The record is from RefSeq and is a predicted model, not a curated record. Gene Ontology annotation, molecular function: protein heterodimerization activity. Gene Ontology annotation, biological process: rRNA (guanine-N7)-methylation; peptidyl-glutamine methylation; tRNA methylation. The transcript is spliced from 3 exons. NCBI's taxonomy places the organism in Eukaryota, Bigyra, Opalinata, Blastocystidae.
AUGAGAUUAAUGACUCAUAAUUUCUUACUUUGCAAUGUCGCCGUUCGGAAUCGAGUUGAUUUCUCAACUGUAGAAAUGCGACUCGAAGAAAGAGAAGAUGAUUUUAAUCGCGAGUUUAUCCUCAAGCUCAUCAAAAAGAUUGAUUGGGCAGCUUUCCGAUCUGGGGCAGCCGAUAUUGGCUACACAAUACCAGAAACUCUUCCUUCUGAUCUUAAUGACGAGGUUUUGAAGAAUAUUCACCAUGCAUUGCUGGAACUCGAAGUGAUGUCCGGAAAGCUUGUCUGUCGCCACUGUGGACGAGAGUAUGUGAUUGAGCAAGGCAUUCCUAAUAUGCUGCUUCGAGAAGAUGAAGUUUAG